Molecule: messenger RNA, 240 nt
Organism: Aureobasidium pullulans EXF-150
Lineage: Eukaryota; Fungi; Ascomycota; Dothideomycetes; Dothideales; Saccotheciaceae
Exons: 1
Source: RefSeq, a predicted model, not a curated record
AACUUCGAAGAUGCCUGGCUCGUAGAGUUACGAGUAGCUCAGAAUCUCCCUUGGAAAUCCAUUGCCGACCACUUCCAGACGCGCUUUGGCCGGAGAUAUUCGGUCUCGGCGUUACAGAUGCGAUUUUGUCGCAUGCGCCGGCGUCAAUCUACUAAUGUAUGCGAACCUGACUUGCUUGCUCUCCUUGACGCGCAUGACUAUUGGGAGACAAAGCGAUGGCACAUCAUCAGUGAGAAAGUA